AUGUCUUGCUUCAGACCCUGCCUGCCCCAGUCCUGCGGCAGCUGUGGCCCAACCCCACUUGCAAGCAGCUGCAGUGAGCCCUGUGUCGCCCGCUGCGCUGACUCGACGGUGGCCAUCGAGGCCUCCCCGGUGGUGGUGACCCUGCCGGGCCCCAUCCUCACCUCUUUCCCUCAGAGCACAGCCGUGGGCUCCUCUCUCUCAGCUGCUGUGGGCAGCUCCCUCAGCGCUGGGGGGGUUCCCAUCUCUUCUGGGGGCUCCCUUGGGGGUCUGGGGAGUUGCGGGCUGUGUCUGCCUCCCCUCCGCUGCCGUAUGAACUGCUGA
This is a messenger RNA of Calypte anna (Anna's hummingbird), 321 nucleotides long. Its product is annotated as feather beta keratin-like. NCBI's taxonomy places the organism in Eukaryota, Metazoa, Chordata, Aves, Apodiformes, Trochilidae. Bases 1 to 321 code for a protein of 106 amino acids. The record is from RefSeq and is a predicted model, not a curated record. Gene Ontology annotation, molecular function: structural constituent of cytoskeleton. The transcript has a single exon. Gene Ontology annotation, cellular component: intermediate filament.